AUGGGAAAGAUGAAAACCUUAGACUAUUUUUACAAAAGAAAUGCAGAUGAUAAAGAAACUAAUCAUGAAAAUGAAGAGAGUAAACGUCAAAAAACUUCAACAAGUGAGCCACAACCGCAAGAAACGGAAAAUCAACAAGAGAAUGAGCCACAACCGCAAGAAAAGGAUAAACAACAAGAGAAUGAGCCACAACCACAAGAAAAGGGAAAUCCUAAUGAAGUUGAUUUGAAGAAUCUAGAAAGAGAUCCCGCUAAACGAAAGCAAAUGUGGGAUUAUCCGGUUAAUUUAAGAGAACAAAUGAGACGAGCUUAUCUGAAUUUAGGAGCUUUCCAAAUACAUCUUAAGGAGUAUCAAGCUAAAUGUUCAACAAAACAUCCUCGAUCUGACAAUUGGAAAAAAGUUAAUGACGGGAAAAAUUGUGCAUUCUUGAAACAUAUUGGUUGCUCACAACAUAGAAAUGUUGUUGCAUUUGUUGAAAACUUGAUGAACCAAGCAGCACACAUUGAAAAUAUCAUAAUGAAGCAAAAUGAAGCGCAAAUAUUGAAGAACCGUUUAUGCUUAAAAGUGUCAAUUGACACAGUUCUUUGGUUGACCUUCCAAGCUUGUGCUUUACGAGGACAUGAUGAAACUCUUGAUUCCAAAAAUCGUGGUAAUUUUCUCCAACUUCUAAAACUUCUAGCAUCGUAUAAUGAUGAAGUUGCAAAUGUUAUAUUAGAGAAAGCUCCUUAUAAUUCAAAGUAUACUUCUGCGGACAUUCAAAAAGAAAUUCUUAGUAUUAUUGCAAAUAAAGUUCAAAAGCAUAUUCGUAGUGAAGUGGGGGAUUUAUACUUUUGUGUCAUGGUUGAUGAGUCACGGGAUGAGUCUAAAAAGGAGCAAAUGGCGAUAGUUUUGAGAUUUGUUGAUGUGGAAGGAAUCAUACGUGAAAGGUUCUUGGAUUUGGUUCAUGUUAGGGAUACGUUAUCAUUAACCUUGAAAACAAAUAUGUGGAGACAACUUUUACACUAUCAAUUUGAUGUUAGUAAAAUCCGUGGUCAAGGUUAUGAUGGUGCUAGUAAUAUGAGAGGGGAAUGGAAUGGAUUACAAGCACUUGUUCUUGAGGAUUGCCUUUGUGCUUCCAGUAAGCGUCAUGAUGAGUUACAAAAAGAAAAGGCAACUGAGAUUGAACAGUUAUUGGAACUAGGUGAAAUUGAAUCAGGUAAAGGAUUGAAUCAAGUUGGGACAUUAAGAAGAGCUGGUGAUACACAUUGGGGUUCUCAUUUUCGUUCUGUUUGUAGUUUGCUUAACAUGUUUGCUUGUACUCGUGUUGUUCUCCAAGGAAUAAUUGAUGACGUAUCUGCUACUUAUUCUCAACGCGGAGAUGCUGAUGCAGCUUACUGUUAUCUGAAAUCAUUUGAGUUUGUGUUUAUUCUUCACCUGAUAAAGGAAGUAAUAGGAAAAACUGAAAUACUUUCUCAAGCUCUACAAAAGAAAUCCCAAGAUAUUCUUAAUGUCAUGGAGUUAGUUUCAGCAACAAAGGAGGAUAUGAAUGCUCCAUAUACUUCUAUUCGAUACCGGCCUCGAAAAAUAGACAAUCAUGUUACUUUUGAACAUUUUUAUCGAGUGGAUUUGUUUACAGCCACAUUGGACAAACAGUUACAUGAGUUGAAUAGUAGAUUCAAUGAUCGGGCGAUGGAGUUGUUGAGACUUAGUUCUACUUUAGUUUCUAAAGUGAUUAACGUUGAUCAAAUUUGUCUUCUUGUUGAGAAGUAUUAUCCUGAAAUUUUUACGGAGCAAGAGAGGAUUCAAUUACGAUAUCAAUUGGAGAUUUUUAAUAUUGAUAUCACAAAGAAUCUCAGACUAAGUGGUGUAUCAACUAUUGCUGACCUAUGCAAGCGUCUUGUGGAAACUCAAAAACGUGAGACAUAUUUCUACCGCAACAACAGAGAGGGGAUUUUCAGCAUGUCGGAUGAUUUUCUCGCAAACAACUUGGUGAUUUACAUAGAAAGAGAAAUUGUUGAAAACAUUGAUUCGAAGUCUGUAAUUGAUGAAUUUAAAGACAUUAAAGGUCGUCGGGCUGAGUUGUAA
Lactuca sativa (garden lettuce) is the source of this 2064-nucleotide messenger RNA. RefSeq lists its product as uncharacterized. NCBI's taxonomy places the organism in Eukaryota, Viridiplantae, Streptophyta, Magnoliopsida, Asterales, Asteraceae. The record is from RefSeq and is a predicted model, not a curated record.